GGUAUAAAAAGGAUUGAUUUUUAGCUUUUUUAUCAUUCUGUUUAAAGUCGUCUAUCAAGCGUUUAUAUUGUCAGCUGUGUUUUGUUUUAUUGUUAAGGACAUCAUCUUUAAAAUUAAUCUCAGUUAUCAUUUAAAUUAAGGAUAUUUCUUGUCAAAAUGCAGAUUUUCGUUAAGACUCUCACUGGUAAAACGAUUACUUUAGAAGUCGAACCAUCAGACACCAUUGAAAAUGUUAAAGCUAAAAUUCAGGACAAAGAAGGUAUUCCUCCGGACCAGCAGCGCUUGAUCUUCGCCGGUAAGCAACUCGAGGACGGGCGCACUCUUUCCGACUACAAUAUUCAGAAAGAAUCUACGCUCCAUCUUGUUUUGCGCCUUCGUGGAGGUAUGCAGAUUUUUGUCAAGACCCUCACGGGUAAGACUAUCACUCUGGAGGUCGAGCCUUCUGACACCAUAGAAAAUGUGAAAGCCAAGAUCCAGGAUAAGGAAGGUAUCCCACCAGAUCAGCAAAGAUUGAUCUUCGCGGGCAAGCAGCUUGAGGAUGGCCGCACCUUAUCUGAUUACAAUAUCCAGAAAGAAUCUACUCUUCACUUAGUCUUGCGUCUGAGAGGUGGUAUGCAGAUUUUUGUUAAGACCUUAACAGGGAAGACUAUCACAUUAGAAGUUGAGCCCUCCGACACCAUUGAAAAUGUAAAGGCCAAGAUUCAGGACAAGGAAGGUAUCCCUCCAGACCAACAGCGUCUCAUCUUUGCUGGUAAGCAGCUUGAAGAUGGCCGUACACUUUCAGACUACAAUAUCCAAAAGGAAUCUACACUACAUUUAGUCCUUCGUCUCCGAGGAGGCAUGCAAAUUUUUGUCAAAACAUUGACUGGCAAGACUAUCACUUUAGAAGUCGAGCCCUCUGAUACCAUUGAAAAUGUUAAAGCUAAAAUACAGGACAAGGAGGGCAUCCCACCUGAUCAGCAGCGUCUCAUCUUUGCUGGGAAGCAACUUGAGGAUGGCCGCACACUGUCUGACUAUAACAUCCAAAAAGAGUCCACACUCCAUCUAGUAUUGCGUCUCCGUGGUGGCAUGCAGAUUUUUGUUAAGACCCUCACUGGCAAAACCAUCACCUUAGAAGUUGAGCCCUCAGACACCAUUGAAAAUGUAAAGGCCAAGAUUCAGGACAAGGAAGGUAUCCCUCCAGACCAACAACGUCUCAUUUUUGCUGGUAAGCAGCUAGAGGAUGGUCGUACGCUUUCAGACUACAAUAUUCAAAAAGAGUCCACCUUACAUCUUGUAUUGCGUCUCCGUGGUGGCAUGCAAAUCUUUGUAAAGACCCUCACUGGCAAAACCAUCACCUUAGAAGUUGAGCCCUCUGACACCAUUGAAAAUGUAAAGGCUAAGAUUCAGGACAAGGAAGGAAUCCCUCCAGACCAACAGCGUCUCAUCUUUGCUGGUAAGCAGCUUGAAGAUGGCCGUACACUUUCAGACUACAAUAUCCAAAAGGAAUCUACACUGCAUUUAGUCCUUCGUCUCCGAGGAGGCAUGCAAAUUUUUGUCAAAACAUUGACUGGCAAGACUAUCACUUUAGAAGUGGAGCCCUCUGAUACCAUUGAAAAUGUUAAAGCUAAAAUACAGGACAAGGAGGGCAUCCCACCUGAUCAGCAGCGUCUCAUCUUUGCUGGGAAGCAACUUGAGGAUGGCCGUACACUGUCUGACUAUAACAUCCAAAAAGAGUCCACACUCCAUCUAGUAUUGCGUCUCCGUGGUGGCAUGCAGAUUUUUGUUAAGACCCUCACUGGCAAAACCAUCACCUUGGAAGUUGAGCCGUCUGACACCAUUGAAAAUGUAAAGGCCAAGAUUCAGGACAAGGAAGGUAUCCCUCCAGACCAACAGCGCCUGAUUUUUGCUGGUAAGCAGUUAGAAGAUGGACGCACCCUUUCUGAUUACAAUAUUCAAAAAGAGUCCACCUUACAUCUUGUAUUGCGUCUCCGUGGUGGCAUGCAAAUCUUCGUAAAAACCCUUACUGGCAAAACCAUCACCUUGGAAGUAGAACCCUCCGACACCAUCGAGAAUGUUAAGGCCAAGAUUCAGGACAAGGAAGGUAUCCCUCCAGACCAACAGCGUCUCAUCUUUGCUGGUAAGCAGCUAGAGGAUGGCCGUACUUUAUCUGAUUAUAAUAUCCAGAAGGAAUCUCUUUGCAUUUGGUGCUUCGCCUUCGUGGUGGUCGUUAAUCAUGACAUUGUAAUGCAACAUCAUUUUUCUGAUAUUUGACUAAACAUAAUGUAACGUAACAUCACCAUUUCUAUUGCAGUAUUUGAUUAAAAUUUUAGCUUGAAA
Cydia pomonella (codling moth) is the source of this 2319-nucleotide messenger RNA. Its product is annotated as polyubiquitin-C-like. The record is from RefSeq and is a predicted model, not a curated record. Gene Ontology annotation, biological process: protein ubiquitination; modification-dependent protein catabolic process. Lineage: Eukaryota; Metazoa; Arthropoda; Insecta; Lepidoptera; Tortricidae. Gene Ontology annotation, molecular function: ubiquitin protein ligase binding; protein tag activity. Gene Ontology annotation, cellular component: cytoplasm; nucleus.